AUGGCAGCAAAUCAUAAAUCAAUAAAGCAAACGACAAUAUCAUUUCCUAAAUCACAUGAAUAUCGUCUUCAAGUUUCAUCACCUCGAAUGAUACAAACUAAACCACGUACACCAUCUUCUAAUCGUUUAAUUGCUUCAAAAUCUUCACUAAAUUAUCCAACAAUGAUUACACGUUCGACAACGUCUUUUUGUACAAAUUAUUCUCAAUAUCAACAAGAUGCACGUUUUUUAUAUGUUGUUAAUAAACCUGAAAUACUUCGUCAUACAACUUCAUCUGGAACAUCUAAUACUAGACUUCAGCCAUUACUAUUUCAUCAACAAUCAACCACAUCAUCAUCAUCAUCGCCACCUUUACCACGAACACAUCCUCAAUAUGGUCAUUUUCUUGCUUAUCUUCGACGACAAUCAUUAGCUCGUUUACGUCGAAAACAAGAAGAAAAAGAAGAAAAUACAGAUCAUGUCGAUACAACUAUAUCAUUUAAUUCAAAUAAAACAACAGCACAAUCAUUUAAUUCAACAUCCAAUAUGUCACUUGGAACAACAACAUCAGAAACGACAUCAAUGCCAACAAUAUCUUUAACAUCAAAACAAAAAGGUCGACCAGUAUCAUCUUAUAAUCAACUUCAACGUUCAUCAUCAGUAAUGCCCACAAAUUAUCGUUUAAGUUUAGAUCAAUCACCACCAAUAAGACAAAAUUCAUCAACAACAAAAAAGAUUUCAGAUAAUCAUGUAAUAUUAUCACCAUCGAAAUCAAACUUAAUUACACCAACAAAUUCACUUGUUGAUGAAACAAUGGUAUCAUCAACAGAAAAAAUUCCUUAUGAAUUAAAAUUAAAUGGUGAUAUGCUUAGUUAUUGUUAUGUUAGUGACAGUGGUGUUACAUAUCAAGGACAAUUACUUUCUACACCUGUUUAA
This is a messenger RNA of Adineta steineri, 915 nucleotides long. The record is from the annotation of a GenBank genome assembly. NCBI's taxonomy places the organism in Eukaryota, Metazoa, Rotifera, Eurotatoria, Adinetida, Adinetidae.